This is a messenger RNA of Acanthoscelides obtectus, 544 nucleotides long. Lineage: Eukaryota; Metazoa; Arthropoda; Insecta; Coleoptera; Chrysomelidae. The record is from the annotation of a GenBank genome assembly.
AUGAUAUGUUGAAAGAAACAGUUACUAACUGGUCAAGCGACAGCGUUACUUGACGACGGGAUACAAAAACUGAUGCCACGACUUGACAGAUGUUAAAUAUUUAUGUUGACUAUGUUGAAAGGUGAAAAAUGUUCAUAUUUCAAAUUGUGAUAUAAUUUACUUUCAUAAAUAAAGCUUCUCUGGCUAUAUUUCUGAAUGGCUCUUACUUAAAAAAAGACCCUAGUAUGUGAAAUCCUUUCCUGUUAAGUGGUAGUAUGAAGUAUUGAAGUAUUGUUCCAAUUUAGAGCCGAAUUAGAGCAUACAGCGAGAUCUGGCGUAUCCAAGUCUAAAAUAAGAUUUUUAGAACUAUUAUAAUUUUGAAAGAACGUGACCCUGAAGUAUAUGAGACUAUGAGAGUAAUGAAGUCAUAAAAAGAGCAUGCCUCAGUCAACAAAUUACGGUGAAUUAUGGUAUAAUUUUUGUUGUCUAUUCUACAGGUAUAAGCUCUACCAUUUGUUAUAAAUACGAAAUUUGCUAUGUAAAACAGGUAAUUCAUCAGUUGCGC